AUGGAAGGAAUGGUGAACAUGAGCAGCGACGAGCGGCGGAGGCAUUGGACGCUGGCGGUUGUGACGGUGGCGUCGCUGCUGGAGCGCGCGGACGAGGCUGUGCUGCCGGCCGUGUACAAGGAGGUGGGCGCCGCGCUGGGCGUGUCCCCGGCCGCGCUGGGCUCGCUCUCGUUGUGCCGAGCACUCGUGCAGGCCACCUGCUACCCGCUCGCCGCGUGCGCCGCGGCGCGCCACGACCGCGCGCGCGUCGUGGCCGUCGGGGCCUUCCUCUGGGCCGUCGCCACCAUGCUCGUCGGUUUCUCCCGCACUUUUCUCCAGAUGGCGAUCGCGAGGGGGUUUAACGGCGUGGGCCUGGCGCUGGUGGUGCCGGCGAUGUUCUCCCUGGUGGCGGACUACAGCGACGACACGACGCGUGGUAAGGCGUUCGGGUGGCUGAUGAUGGCGAGCCGCCUGGGUGCCAUGGUGGGGGGCUCUCUGGGCGUGCUGCUCGCGCCGACGACCUUCCUCGGCGUCCCCGGCUGGCGGCUGGCCUUCCACGUGCUCGCGCUUCUCAGCGUCGCGCUCGCCAUCUCGACAUGGCUACUCGCCACGGACCCCCGUCCGGCGAGAAGGUUGAAGAAGACCACGGCCUCGGUUGCCAAGGAGAUGUUGAUGGAGGCCAAGGACGUGGUGCGCGUGCCCACCUUCCAGAUCCUCGUGGCGCAAGGGGUGGCGGGGUCCGUGCCAUGGUCGGCGCUCACCUUCGCUGCCAUGUGGCUGGAGCUCGUGGGGUUCACGCACUGGCAGACCAGCGUCAUCACUAACCUGAACGUGCUCGCCGGAGCAAUUGGCGCACUGUUCGCCGGGUACAUCGGAGAUCCCAUGGCCCGGCGGUUCCCGGACACCGGCAGGAUCGCGCUGGCGCAGGUGAGCACCGCGUCGACCAUCCCGAUCGCCGCCGUCCUGCUGCUCGCGCUGCCCGUCAACCCCUCGGCAGGGGCCGCGUACGCCGCCGUUUUCUUCGUCCUGGGUUUCGUGAUGCCCUGGUGCCCCUCGGCCACCAACAAUCCUAUACUCGCGGAGAUCGUGCCGGCGAAGGCGAGGACGACGGUGUACGCGCUGGACAGGUUUUUUGAGACAAUCUUCGCCUCAUUCGCGCCAACUCUCGUGGGCAUCCUGGCGGAGCUGGUCUUCGGAUACGAGCCGGCAGCGGCCGGGGUCGCGGCCGAACGGGAGAACGCCGCCGCGCUGGCCAAGGCAGUGUUUGCGGAGAUCGCUGUCCCGAUCGCCAUCUGCUGCAUCACCUACUCAUUGUUGUACUGGACGUACCCAGAAGACAGACGGCGGGCGCAGAUGGCAGCUGAUCUCGUGGCGGUGGAAAACCACGACUGUGAGGACGGUUCUGAUGGUUCACUCAGCAAGUACAAUAAGAGGCUGGCCACCGUCGUUGGCGGCGUGGCGGUAACCUUCGUGCCACUAUCGUUGGCGACAGCAUGGUGGUAA
Lolium rigidum is the source of this 1482-nucleotide messenger RNA. Its product is annotated as hexuronate transporter-like. The record is from RefSeq and is a predicted model, not a curated record. Lineage: Eukaryota; Viridiplantae; Streptophyta; Magnoliopsida; Poales; Poaceae. Gene Ontology annotation, biological process: transmembrane transport. Gene Ontology annotation, molecular function: transmembrane transporter activity. The transcript is spliced from 4 exons. Gene Ontology annotation, cellular component: membrane. Bases 1 to 1482 code for a protein of 493 amino acids.